Messenger RNA from Hirundo rustica (Barn swallow), 1895 nucleotides. RefSeq names its product interleukin 6 receptor (gene IL6R). The transcript is spliced from 10 exons. Gene Ontology annotation, biological process: cytokine-mediated signaling pathway. Gene Ontology annotation, cellular component: membrane; external side of plasma membrane. The record is from RefSeq and is a predicted model, not a curated record. Gene Ontology annotation, molecular function: cytokine receptor activity; protein binding. NCBI's taxonomy places the organism in Eukaryota, Metazoa, Chordata, Aves, Passeriformes, Hirundinidae. Bases 45 to 1442 code for a protein of 465 amino acids.
CAACCGCGGGCGCUGCCGAUGUUUUUCUCUCCGGCACCGGGCGCAUGGCGCGGCCGCCAGGGCCGCUUCUCCUUCUCCUCCUCCUUCUCCGCCUCCUGCUCUACCUCGCCGCCGCCGGGCGGCCCUGCGGCCCCGCCGGGCUGUCACGGGACACGGUGUUGGGCCACCUGGGAGCCAACAUCACAUUGACCUGCCAGGACGAGGUGCCGGAAAAUGCCACGGUGUUGUGGCAGGUGAAGGAGCAGGGGGCAGCCGGGGGCUGGGGGCAGCAGCUGGCAGAGGGUAACACGCUGCUCCUGCGGCGGCUGCGCUACGAGGACUCUGGGCACUACAGCUGCUCUGUGGGGAGCCACCUGCUGCGCUCCCUGCGGCUGCUGGUGGCAGCACCUCCCUGCCUUGCAGAGCCCCCUGAAACUCCCCAGGUUUCCUGCUACCGGCGGAGCCACGACAAGGAUGUCGUGUGUGAGUGGCCACAGCAGGAGAAGCCAUCCCCAGGGACACGGGCGAUGAUCUGGGUGAAGCGGAGGUUUGUGGCUGAAAACGCCACAGAGCAGCGGUGCCGCUACUUCUCCAAGGCUCGGAAGUUCGUCUGCCGGGUGAAGGUGCCGCCUGGCACCGAUGACACCAAACACCUUGUGGUGUCCACGUGCGUCAGCAACAGCGCUGGUGGCUCGGCUGGCAAGGACAAGAUCAUCACCCUCAGCAGCGUCCCAGUGAAGCCAGACCCUCCAGUCAACGUGACGGUGGAGGCACUGGAGAAGGCGCCGCAGCGGCUGCAGGUGAACUGGUCCUACCCCUCCUCCUGGGACUCCCGUUUUUACUGGCUCCGCUUCCAGGUCCGCUACCGCCCUGAGCCUUUGCCAAUCUUCACGGAGGUGGAUCAGGUGACAACAACUUGGCUCGACAUUCGUGACGCGUGGCGUGGGAUGAGGCACGUGGUGCAGGUGAGAGCGAAGGAUGAGUUCGGCCACGGUGCGUGGAGCGAGUGGAGCCAGGAGGCUGUGGGUACCCCCUGGACAGACCCUUGGGACCUCACCUCUGAAAUGGAGCCUUUCAGCUCACAGGUCCUUGUGGAAGAUGGCACCUAUGGGGUGACACUGGUGCCCAGGCUCUUCAGAGAGGAUGACAGUAAUGGUGCUGGUGGGUCUGUCAUGGAAUCCAGUACCCGUCCUGUGGCAUCCCCCUACCCCUUCCUGGUCACUGGAGGGAGUCUGCUCCUUGGCAUCGCCCUGUUUGUUGGCGUCGUGGUGAGGUACAGGCAGACGUGGACAAGUGGGCAGGAGACGACGACCAAGCCAGAGGGCGAGGGGCAGCACAUGCUACUCCCCCUAAACCUCCCCCCACCCACACUCAGUGAUACCCCUCUGCUCUCACACCCUGCCCCCUCAGCCCCUGGAAUGCUCCACAUAACUCACGCAGAUUAUUCCUCCUCAGGGCAGUAGCUGGGGGCUGAAUAUGCUGGUAGGUGCUUGGGGGUUGGAUGGGGGGGGUCACAGGGCUGUGAUUUGGCUCUGGGAGCAGUUCUCCCCCACUAUCUGGUGGCUCUGUGGCUGGGAUGAGCCUCUGAGGAGGGAAAUCAGUGCCAGCCCCCAUGGAGAAGCAGCUGAUAAGGGCCCCAAAUGGGGUCCAGGGGGCACCUUCAGCACCACAGCCAGGCUGGGAUGGCCAGGAGUGAUAGCACUGGAAACAUGACUGCACCAGAACAUGGGAGCUGGCCCAGGACCGGGUUUGGGGGUCCCACAGGGAAGGGCCUAGUCCCUACUAGGGGACUAGGGAGGGAGGGAGAACCUGGCUGAUCAGCCCUAUCCCUCUGCUCCAGUCCCCUCAGGGCUCCUUUUUAAAGCACAUGUCGGGGAAAACAGGACAAUGUGGCUCAAAUAAAUGCUUUGGAUUUA